This is a messenger RNA of Eucalyptus grandis, 3109 nucleotides long. RefSeq names its product probable polyribonucleotide nucleotidyltransferase 1, chloroplastic. Gene Ontology annotation, molecular function: 3'-5'-RNA exonuclease activity; RNA binding; polyribonucleotide nucleotidyltransferase activity. Gene Ontology annotation, cellular component: chloroplast stroma; mitochondrion; cytosol. Gene Ontology annotation, biological process: mitochondrial RNA 3'-end processing; mitochondrial mRNA catabolic process. NCBI's taxonomy places the organism in Eukaryota, Viridiplantae, Streptophyta, Magnoliopsida, Myrtales, Myrtaceae. The record is from RefSeq and is a predicted model, not a curated record.
AUGCUCGUGAAUUCAGGCGGCGUCAACGCCAGACCUCACUCCGCUCGCUCGCCGUUCCCCCGCUUCCUCAAUGGCCGCCGUCACUCCGCAAUCCCGGACUUCCCCCGCUCUCUCCGCGCGAGGAGCUCCAAGUUCCGCUCCCUGUCGCUGCUGCUCCCGGUCGCCAGCUCCUCCAAGCCGUCGCCCGUCCGCGCCGCCGCGGGAGCUGAGGCCGGUGGCUCGGCGUCUCGUUCGAUGCUUCUCCCGGAUUCCCCGGGCCUUUCUCCGUCAAAAUCCCCGUCGGCGAUAGACACAACGAUUUUCCGCAGCAGGCGGACAAGUGGAGGUUUUUACAAACGAGAGGGAAGGACGAAAGAUCACGAGGUUCUUAUUUGUAGAUUGAUCGAUAGGCCUUUACGUCCAACAAUGCUGAAGGGCUUCUACCAUGAAACUCAAGUUUUAUCCUGGGUUUUGAGCUAUGAUGGGUUGCAUAGCCCUGAUAGUUUAGCAGUCACAGCAGCUGGAAUAGCAGUAGCUCUUUCAGAAGUGCCGAAUUCAAAGGCUAUUGCAGGAGUGCGGAUUGGCCUGGUAGGAGGUAAGUUCAUUGUCAACCCCACGACGAAGGAAAUGGAAGAAUCUGACUUGGACUUGCUGCUAGCUGGCACUGACAGUGCAAUAUUGAUGAUAGAGGGUUACUGCAAUUUCCUCUCGGAAGAGAAGUUGCUGCAAGCUGUUGAAGUUGGGCAGGAAGCUGUGCAAGCAAUUUGCAAAGAGGUGGAUGCUUUGGUCAAGAAGUGUGGGAAGCCCAAGAUGCUUGACGCGAUUAAAUUACCCCCUGCCGAGCUAUAUAAGCAUGUUGAAGAUAUUGCUGGGGAUGAAUUAUUAAAGGUGCUGCAGAUCAAGGGUAAAGUACCUAGAAGGAAGUCACUAUUGUCUUUGGAGGACGAGGUUCUGACUAUACUUACAGAAAAGGGAUAUAUCAGUAAAGAGGCAACUUUUGUUGCUGCUGAAACAAUUCCAGACAUGGAAGUGGAUGAAGAUGAGGAUGAAGAAGUUGUUGUAGAUGGAGAAAUUGAUGAAGGGGAUGUCCACAUAAAGCCAGUCUCACGAAAACCCACUCCUCUGUUUUUCUCCGAGGUUGAUGUGAAGCUGGUGUUUAAAGAAGUUACAUCUAAGUUCCUUCGGAGACGUAUAGUUGAGGGAGGAAAAAGGAGUGAUGGUCGAACCCCUGAUGAAAUAAGGCCAAUUAACUCAAGGUGUGGAUUGCUUCCUAGGGCACAUGGAAGUGCUCUUUUUACACGUGGCGAAACACAGGCAUUAGCAGUGGCUACCCUUGGUGAUAGGCAAAUGGCACAAAGGGUGGACAACCUUGUGGAUGACAAUGAAUUGAAGAGGUUCUACCUUCAGUAUUCAUUUCCUCCUUCAAGUGUUGGGGAAGUUGGGCGUAUGGGAGGUCCUAGCAGAAGAGAUAUAGGUCAUGGAAUGCUUGCUGAGAGAGCACUAGAACCUGUUUUGCCUUCCGAAGAUGACUUUCCUUACACCAUUCGUGUUGAGAGUACCAUCACUGAAAGCAACGGUUCUUCGAGCAUGGCAUCUGUUUGUGGGGGCUGCUUAGCUUUGCAAGAUGCUGGUGUUCCAGUUAAGAGCUCUAUUGCAGGGAUAGCAAUGGGGAUGGUGUUGGACACACAGGAAUUUGGUGGUGAUGGCACCCCUCUUAUUCUCUCUGACAUUACUGGCUCUGAAGAUGCAUCUGGAGACAUGGAUUUUAAGGUAGCUGGAAAUGAAGAUGGCAUAACUGCAUUUCAGAUGGACAUAAAGGUAGCGGGUAUUACAUUGCCCAUUAUGAGGAAUGCACUUCUACAAGCAAGGGAUGGUCGGAAGCGUAUUCUUGUGGAAAUGGCAAAGUGCUCACCUCCCCCUUCUGAAAGUCUUUCAAAGCAUGCUCCACUGAUUCAUGUGAUGAAGGUCAGACCAGAAAAAAUCAAUUUGAUCAUUGGUACUGGUGGGAAGAAAGUGAAAAGCAUCAUUGAAGAGACCGGAGUAGAGGCCAUUGAAACCCAAGAGGAUGGAGUAGUGAAAAUUACUGAAGACUUGUCUAGUAUAGAGAGGUCUAAAGCCAUAAUUGCUAAUCUGACAAUGGUGCCAACAAUUGGUGACAUAUAUAGGAACUGUGAGAUCAAAUCUAUUGCACCUUAUGGAGUUUUUGUUGAGAUAGCUCCAGGCAGGGAGGGUUUGUGCCAUAUCAGUGAGUUAAGUUCCAAUUGGCUCGCCAAGGCUGAAGACGCUUUUAAAGUUGGAGACCGUGUUGAUGUGAAACUUAUCGAGAUCAAUGACAAGGGACAGCUCCGCCUUAGUCGCCGCGCAUUACUUCCUGAUCCAGAUCCAAAGGAAUUUGGCACCCAGCAAACAGCUGGAGCUGCUGGAGAAGAAUCUGCUUCCGCACCAUCAACUGAUAAGGAUGCGGAUAUUGAACAAACUAAGGAUGAGGUCAGUGUUGCAAAGGUGACAGGUUCUACUAGAAGUAUCUCAACUGAGCAAACUAUCCAGCCACGAAAGAAAGCAAUUAAAAGAUUGGUAAGCCCUGCCAAAGAUAAAGCUUAUAUCAGCAAAGAAAGGCAAAAGAAGAAUAGCAGCAAAGCAGUUAGCAUCUCUGCCAACGAUGAAAGUACUUUAGUAAAUGGUGAGGCUAAAAUUGGAUAGAUCAACGUGUUCUUACUUUUGAGGAUGACAAAUUUGUUGGAGCAAAUGACAUGACAGCAGUGAUGAGGGUGAGCCUUCCCUUUGGAAGGUGUGAAAGGAACCAAUUUGUUAUGCACGUGUUUCCCCAAUGCUGGAUAGUCAAUUAUGCCUCUUGCAGAGAACUCCGCCACAUAGCAAGGAGACCCUUACAGUUAUUAUGCCAACAGUGUGCUCUUAGAACGACUCAGAGGCGACCGACAAAGUUGUAGCUUUCGCAGGAGACAGAGUCUUUUCUUUCUUUGGCCAACUUGUAAAUGUAUCCCCCAUCGAUUUUCCCUUGGCUUUUCAUGCUCAAGGUUCCAAAUUCCGCUUCGAGAAGCGCGGGUUUUUGAAGUGUCGGUCUGCUUACCAAUGCAAGGAUGAUUGAGUUUGUGGCAACACUCGUGCAGUU